UGUAAGUUGGUGACUCUAAACAUCACAAAUCAAUCAUUAUCCACUAAAAAUUCUACUCCACACCACUCGUCACCAUUCCACCCUCCUUUCCUCCCACUCAAUCCCCCAAAACCCCCUUCCGACGUCCAAAUCUCAUCCCUUCUCACACUUAAAGCUCACCAGUCCACUAACCUCCAAAAUUCCUCACCUCAAAAUCUGCUUCUUCCUUUCUAAAUCUCCAAAGUUAAUUCCCCUCCCAAGCCCUCUGUCUUGAGAGGGAAAUUUGUUCUUGGAAAAAUUGAUUCUGGUGCUGCAGAAGGAACAGACUGGGAGCAGUGAAAAGGAGCUAUACAAGAAGACCAAAGAGUCGUUCUGGAGGAAUUUGGGGCGGAAGGGGUACCUAGAGCCUCUGUGGGUAAGUAGGAUCAGGCAGAAGGAGAUGUGGAGACAGAAAAGAGGACUUUUAAGGGAGAAAAUUGGUAGAUAUACUUUAAGAUAGGGUUUUGGGGUUUGAUUCUAUCUGUUAGAAUUAAUGCAAAAUUCCUUUUACUCUAGUUAUCAAAAUAUAUACACAGUGAAACAAUUUUAUAUAGUUUAGAUAAUGAAUCGGAUUCUUGAAUUAGAAGAAUCAAACUUUUCCAAAAAAUUGGGUUUUCAGUUGGUGAAAUUCUCUGAGAAGCUUUCAAUAGAGAAUUCAAAAUUUUAGAAAGUGGGCACCCAGAAGAUAGCAGGAGUUCGGAUAACUGUUCUAGGAUAUUAGAGUAGACAUUAGUUAUUCCAGGCUCUUAUUCACCCAAAGCUCACCACCUAACUUCUCUUAGAAAUGAUUCAGAUAAACCAAGUAAUUAAGGAAGAUGCGAACUGAAGAAUUCUGGCUUGAACCCUCUCUGAAAUACAAGUCUUGAUCCAAAUCUGUGAUGAAGAAGAAAUAGAGAUUUUAGAGUCACUCAACCAGGUCCAUUCCUCUGGAUUUCCGAAAGCUCUAGCCACCCUCAGCAUAGGUCAGAAGGAAGCAGUGAUCCUGGAGAAGCUCCCUGGAAGGAGUAUGAAGGAGUUCCUACUAGAGACUGAUCCUUCACAGAAGCUCUCUGUGAAGGAACUGAGUGAAAUAUUUGCAAAAAUCAUACUUUUGGUUCGAAAGAUUCACUCUGCUGGGUAUACGUAUAACAAUAUUGAACCAGAGCAUGUCUAUUGCUCGCCUUACUUUUGUAAUGAUGAUUCCGUUCUGGCUAAAACGGGAGAGGACAAGAUUAUCCAGAAGGACGUCAGCCACUUUAUUGGCUCUAAUAGAACUGGCUCAAAGACAUUCAGAAUGAGGAGCAAUAGCAAAACUUUAAUCAAAAACAUACUCGGGAUAGAGAGAAAUAGCCCAAAAAGACAUUUCGAGGUAUCGAUCAUGAAUUUUACUGCUAGUCGCCCUAUUGAAAAGUGCUCAUCCUCUCCCUCUGUGGGAGAAAGGAACUCAAAUCAUAUCAAGCAAGAAAAAGAACAUGAAAGUAAUGAUUUGAAAAUCCCACCUACUCUUUCAAAAAUCUGCCUCUCGAAAAUGUACUCAUUGUCAGGAAGAACGAGAGCUGAUGAUCUCAAAGAUGUGUGUUAUUUGUUCUGCUACUGCCUCCUUAACUCAAGAUACACUUCUGAAUGACUUAAGAAAUCCCUCAAAGUCCAUGAAUUUGCACUUGAGAUUUUCAAGGUGAUCUAUUCCAAGACAAAAUACUCUACAUUCAAAUCAAAUUCACAAUAUCAAGAAAAGAAUGAUUAUACCACUCUAUCCAGAUGUCUGAUAGAAAAAGUCAACAAAUUGCCAAUCAAAAUAAAAGAUGCCCUAAUUUCCUUCACUGACCCAGAUGAAUGCGAAGAAAUAAGUGAAUUCUACCCUCUUGAAAAGCUAGGCCACGACCAAACUUUUGAUGCAAGAAUUGGAAACAGAUUCACUCGAAAGACGAUGAUCAAGUAUAUCUACAAUAGAUAUUACAAAAAAGGAGAGAACAUAGUGAAUCCACGGAAAGAUCUGCCGGGUCUCAGUAAAAAAUCUUCACUUAAAAGUCAAAGCAUGAAGGGUAAAUUUACAAAUCUUCCUAACAAAAAUAUCCCUCACAGAAUCUGUGAUGACUCAGGAGAUGCUAAGAAUAGCUUAGUGAUUGCUGGGAAACUCUUGAAGAAGAACUCCAAGGAUUCCUUCAGUAAACAUGAUGCUAAGGAGAAAAUUGACCCACCUAUAAACAACCAAAGAUUAGAUCAGAUUAAUGAAGAAGAUGUGGACGAAAGCGACUCAGUCAACCACCAUAAUGGCAAGAGCUACCGUGAAUCACACUCUUCCUUUGUGAGAUUACUCAAGAGUCCCAAUAAUCAAAGCAAAUUAUCCCGAUCUCACCGUAAAAUUUCUAACAGAAUGGACAAAAUAGACAUAUUUGAGACCGGAUUUGAGAACAUCCUAGAUGAUGUCCUUGACGAAGGAUGUCAAAGGAAUCCAACAGUUUGAAUAUCUCUUAAAAGGCCACUAGAGCCUUUCAUGCAGAAAUAACCCAAAAAAUUAAAUGACACCUGUAACUUCAU
Moneuplotes crassus is the source of this 2535-nucleotide messenger RNA. The record is from the annotation of a GenBank genome assembly. NCBI's taxonomy places the organism in Eukaryota, Ciliophora, Spirotrichea, Euplotida, Euplotidae.